AUGGCCCCGGAUGGCGGUGAUGGGUCAAGGAGUAGUGGAGCCUCCGGGAAGAGUGGAGGGCCCUCCAGACAGGUGCUGAAGAAGGGGCCAUGGACAGCCGUGGAGGACGCGAUCUUGAUGGAGUACGUGAAGAAGCAUGGUGAAGGAAACUGGAAUUCAGUUCAGAGGAACUCUGGGUUGAUAAGAUGUGGUAAGAGUUGUAGGCUGAGAUGGGCUAACCAUCUGAGGCCUAAUCUCAAGAAGGGCACAUUUUCUGCUGAGGAAGAGAGGCUCAUCGUUGAGCUUCACGCUAAGCUCGUUCUGUCGAUGGGUUCGUCUACUCCAGCAAAGCUUCGACAAUGUACUUCAAUCAAUGGCUAG
Molecule: messenger RNA, 360 nt
Organism: Ilex paraguariensis (yerba mate)
Lineage: Eukaryota; Viridiplantae; Streptophyta; Magnoliopsida; Aquifoliales; Aquifoliaceae
Source: the annotation of a GenBank genome assembly